GUUCUCUUGGAGUUUUCCUCUAGCCUAAAGAGCAACUACAGCAACGCAGAGGUCGGCGUGCUGGGGGGGGUUGUGGAAUUGUAGAACUCGCCCAUGCAUUGUCGACUUUUUUAGGAUGGAUUGAACGGAAACCCAGCGAAAACACGGACAGAGACGUAUUUAGAACGCAUUCGAUCCAGGAAUAUUUCGUAAAUGCGAACAAAAAAUGAACAAACCAGUUCAUUUAUUACGUUCGCUGCAUCCUUCAGCGCUGGGAACAACACUGCCAACAUCCAUGUUAUUGACUGCCGCUGAAAUCAUUUUGGGGUUUUGGGACCUAAUUUAAAUCUGCGAGAGAUUAUUUAACCUUGUGUUCCUCUGGUAUUGGUAAGGGACGAGUUAAGAGCUUUGAGUGCAAGUAUAAUAUUACCGGAUAUAGCUAAUCUUGCUAGCUAACUAGCUACAUGUUUUUAAAUAAAAUAAUUUAUUCAUUAGCUUGCAAAAUGUUUGCCCUUUAAAAUGGCUGCUCAGAUCUUAUUUGAAUAGAGCGGUUGUUAAAUAAUACUAUUGCUAUAAUCUAUAUUCUAAUUCUGAUGCGAAAAUGAUUCGUCAGGAACAAUGCGUUUCUUUUUACGGAAUCUUCGUGUUUCUGUGGUUUGGAUAAUUUCACGACCUCUGUAAUAACGGGAGCCUGCAAGCACAACAUCACUGAUUAUCCCUGGCCAAAUCUUAAUGCGAAAUCAUGAUGAACAUAGAAUUAUAGGCCUCUUUUAUGUGACUGGGAUUUCCAUACGCAUAUACUUCAUUCUUGGGUAGCAGAGCUUUCUUGGUAGCUAGCGUAACGUAUUAGGCUAUGAACAUUUUAAUGGCGGAAAACGAUCGAAUAAUCCUUUUCUAAGGAUUUCCCAUAGCCACCUAUUCGGGUCACAAAUUAUUAAUUCGGGAUAAUUCUUGGAAUUAUUGAGAGAACCUGGCAACUUGAAACUGAAAAUACGGAGGUCUUACACAGCCUGCAUCUCCGCAUCUGUUCAAAAUAAUAAAAUGGAUCCGGGAAACAUGCUGGGAGACUGGAUAUUGUUUCUUUUCAGAAGGAAGAAGUGUUCUCACUUUGGAUUGCUGCGUUUCAACAAAUAUCUGUUGAUUUACAUUAUGUUCUACCUAGUAAUGCACGGCGAAGGCUCUCCUAAAUCAUGUGAUAAAAACUGCUUUUCUGGGAAAUGCUUGAAUGGGUCAUGCUUCUGCGAUCAAGGGUGGGUCGGAGAUAAGUGUCAACACUGCCAAGGAAGGUUCAAGGUAACUGAGCCGUCAGGCUUUCUGACGGACGGACCAAUCAACUACAAAUACAAGACCAAAUGCACCUGGCUCAUUGAAGGAUACCCAAAUGCGGUUCUGAGGUUACGGUUCAACCAUUUUGCUACAGAGUGCAGCUGGGACCACAUGUACGUGUACGAUGGAGACUCCAUAUACGCCCCUCUCAUCGCUGUUUUCAGUGGUCUCAUCGUUCCGGAGAUUCGAGGAAAUGAAACUGUGCCGGAAGUGGUGACCACGUCCGGAUACGCGCUCCUUCACUUCUUCAGCGAUGCUGCAUACAACCUGACCGGGUUCAACAUCUUCUACUCAAUGAACUCGUGCCCGAAUAACUGCUCGGGUCACGGGAAGUGCAGCACGGGGAACUCCAUCUCCAGCAGGGUGUACUGCGAGUGCGAUAAGUACUGGAAGGGGGAGGCCUGCGAUAUCCCGUACUGCAGGAACAACUGCGGCAGCCCAGACCACGGCUAUUGCGACCUGACCGGGGAGAAGCUCUGUGUCUGCAACGACAGCUGGCAAGGUCCAGACUGCUCCCUCUCAGUUCCGUCCAGUGAGUCCUUCUGGGUCCUCCCCAGUGUGAAGCCCUUUAGUCCCUCUGUGGGCCGGGCAUCCCAUAAGGCCGUGGUGCAGGGCACUCUUAUGUGGGUGAUCGGAGGCUACACCUUCAACUACAGUUCCUUCCAGAUGGUGCUAAAUUAUGAUCUGGAGAGCAGCACAUGGAAUGUGGUUCCCAUCAACAGUGGACCCCUGCAGCGAUAUGGCCACUCCCUGGCUCUCUACCAGGAUGAUGUGUACAUGUUUGGAGGUAAGAUGGAGGGUGGCGUGGGUAAUGUGACAGAUGAGCUGUGGGUGUUUAACCUGCCCAGCCGCUCGUGGUCGCAGCGCUCGCCCAACGUGCUGGCGCACGGCCAGAUCUACGCCGUGGAGGGACACUCCGCCCACAUCGUGGAGCUCGACAACGGGGAUGUCGUCAUGGUGGUCUUCUUCGGCUACUCGUCCAUCUACAGCUACAUCAGCAAUGUGCAGGAGUACAACCUGAGGACGAACAUGUGGCUGGUUCCGGAGACGAACGGUGCCAGCGCCCAGGGCGGGUACGGUCACAGCAGUGUGUACGACCACGUGACCAGGUCUGUGUACGUGCAUGGGGGCUACAAGGCCCUGCCGGGGAGCAAGUACGGCCUGGUGGACGACCUGUACCGCUACGAGGUGCGCUCGCGCACAUGGACGAUUCUGAGGGAGAGCGGUCUGGCGCGGUACCUCCACUCUGCUGUGCUGAUCAGCGGGGUCAUGCUGGUCUUCGGGGGAAACACCCACAAUGACACGUCGCUGAGCAACGGGGCCAAAUGCUUUUCCUCUGACUUCUUCGCUUAUGAUAUCGCCUGUGAUGAGUGGAAGGUGUUGCCGAAGCCCAACCUUCACCGUGAUGUCAACCGUUUUGGUCACUCUGCGGUCGUCAGUAACGGGUCAAUGUACUUAUUUGGAGGGUUCUCCAGUGUUUUGCUCAAUGACGUGCUGGUGUACCGGCCCCCCAGCUGUGAGGCCUUCCGCUCUCAGGAGGCGUGCCUGCAUCCAGGCCCUGAGGUUCGCUGCAUCUGGAGCAGGGGUCGCUGCGUGUCCUGGGACCCUGCCCACACCAACGGCAGCCUCCCCACCACCUUCUGCCCCCCGAAAUUCUUAGCAGCGGACGAGAGAUGUUACAGGUACUCCGACUGCUCCAGCUGCACCUCCAACACUAACGGCUGUCAGUGGUGUGAUGAUAAGAAGUGCAUCUCCAGCUCCAGCAACUUCACUUUAUCAGUAAAGAACUUCAGCAAGUGUCACAUUAGGAAGGAGCAGGUGUGCAUCCGGCUGGCUACCUGCAGGGCCUGCGCUCUCAACCUCAACUGCCAAUGGGAUCCACAGCAGCAAGAGUGCCAUGCCCUGCCUGCCCACCUGUGUGGGGAUGGCUGGAGCCGCGUUGGGGAGGCCUGUCUGCGAAUAAACUCCAGCCGUGAGAGCUACGACAACGCGCAGCACUACUGCAAGAACCUGGACGGCAGCAUCGCCUCCCUCACCAGCGCGAAGCAGGUCGACUUCAUUCUGGAGGAGCUGCAAAAGUACGAGCUGCAGGAGAAGAAGAUCUCCCCGUGGGUAGGGCUGAGGAAGAUUAACGUGUCCUAUUGGGGCUGGGAGGACUCCUCCCCCUUCACCAACACCUCCCUGCAGUGGCUCCCGGGCGAGCCCAGCGAUUCGGGGUUCUGUGCCUACCUGGACCGGGCCGAGGUGUCGGGCCUGAAGGCCAACCCCUGCACCGCCACGACUGACGGCCUCAUAUGCGAAAAACCUGUCGUGAGCCCCAAUCAGAAUGCUCGGCCAUGCAAGACACCCUGCUCCCUGCGCAACUCCUGCGCCAACUGCACCAGCCAGGCCAUGGAGUGCAUGUGGUGCAGCAGCACCAAGCGCUGCGUUGACUCCAACGCCUAUGUGAUCUCCUUUCCCUACGGACAGUGUCUGGAGUGGCAGACUGGAGAGUGUGUGGCUCAAAAUUGCUCGGGCCUGCGCACCUGUGCUCAUUGCCUGGAGCAGCCAGACUGCGGGUGGUGCAGCGACCCCAGCAACACAGGGAGGGGUCAGUGCGUGGAGGGUUCGUACAGGGGGCCCAUGAAGGGCGCGGCAUCCAAGCAGAGCCGGGACAUGGCGCUGGAGCCCGGGCUGUGUCCCAGGGACCGCGGUUACGACUGGGCCUUCAUCUCCUGUCCCGCUUGCCAGUGUAACGGGCACAGCACCUGUGUGAACGGCAGCGUGUGUGACCAAUGUAGGAACCUCACCACCGGACAGCAGUGCCAAACCUGCAUGCCGGGUUACCACGGAGACCCCACCAAUGGAGGGAAGUGCCAAGCUUGUAAGUGUAACGGACAUGCGAACGUGUGCCAGGUUCUGACGGGGAAAUGCUACUGCACGACCAAAGGCAUCAAAGGAGACCAGUGCCAGCUGUGUGACUCAGAGAAUCGUUACCUGGGCAAUCCCCUGAGGGGAACGUGUUACUAUAACCUGCUGAUUGACUACCAGUUCACGUUCAGCUUGCUGCAGGAGGAUGACCACCACUACACUGCCAUCAACUUCAUGGCCACACCCGAACAGACCAAUAAGAACCUGGAGAUGUCAAUCAAUGCUUCAAACAACUUCAACCUCAACAUCACCUGGUCUGUGGGCUCCACAGCUGGGACCAUAUCGGGGGAGGAGGUCCCCCUUGUCUCCAAGAGUAACAUCCAGGAUUACCGAGACACCUUCUCCUGCGAGAAAUUCAGCUUCCGCACAAACCCCAACAUCACAUUCUACGUCUAUGUCAGCAACUUCUCCUGGCCCAUUAAGAUCCAGAUCGCUUUCGCCCAACACAACAGCAUCAUGGACCUGGUUCAGUUCUUUGUCACGUUUUUCAGCUGUUUCCUUUCUCUGUUGCUGGUGGCGGCUGUGGUGUGGAAGAUCAAACAGACCUGCUGGGCAUCCAGGCGUAGAGAGCAACUAAUGAGAGAGCGGCAGCAGAUGGCGAGUCGGCCCUUUGCGUCGGUCGCCGUGGCGCUGGAGUCAGUUGCUGUGGCGCUGGAGGUUGGGGCAGAGCAGACAGAACUCUUGCCGGGGCCUGCUGAGGGCGCCCCAAAGCCUAUUGCUAUGGAGCCCUGCUUUGGGGGUAAGGCCGCUGUGCUCACCGUCUUCAUGUGUCUCCCUCAAGGCUCAUCCACAGUGCCACCUCCUGGCCAAUCUGGUAUCACCAUAGCCAGCGCGCUCAUAGACACAUUGCAGCACAAACCGUUGGACUUCAAAGAGAAGAGUUCGGGCAUGAAGAACCGCAAACAGCCCCCAGCACCACAUCAGGGGACGUGCGUUUGAGCCCAGCCGCCAUGACCACGACCCUGUCCCCACUCAGCACACCACCUCUAACACGACUUUGGACAAAGCGAAGCUGUGCAGCGAUCUUUAUUUUCUCGGCAAAACAGAAACUGAAGGCUGUUUUGCACCGAUGGUUUUCAUCUGCUCCUGCAAUGGAUGAAAGUAUCAACUACCAUAAGCUCCUGCUCCCUGUCUGUCCUCGCCCACUUUACCCAACCCUCCUCUUUUGGCUCCUUCCCCUCCAUCUGUCUCUACUUACCUCCUCCAACAUAUAUCUGCCCCCCCUCAUUCAAUUUCUUACCCCUGUCUCUGUCCCUUCCGCACUGGCCUCGCCCCCUUCCCACGGUCCCACAGUACCCCUUUGUGAUGAACUCUCAGCAGCCUGGACAGUGCCUCUCUGUGAUUGGCUCCCAGCAGCCUGAGACGGACACUGAGCUGAUGCUGCAUGGUUGCUGUGGGAAAUCCAGGAACAGAAAAUGAAUAAAAGACGGCAUUAUCUGUGCUGGAACACAGUGUGUGUGUGUGUAUGCGUGCGUGCAUUGUUAGUGUGUGUGAGGUGUUGCCUAACUGUGGAAAAGCAUGUUUUUUAAAGGCCAGGUACAGUCUAUAAUGAUUUGUGCUUUUAAUGAACGCUAAAUCUGCAUCUUUCAUUUUGCAGUUUUUGAAUCAGAGUUAGCAGGUUAAUUGGGACUGAUGGAAGUGUCCCCAGGUCACAAACACAAUGCACCCACAAUCUUGACAUCCUACUCUCUAUUGCCCUCUGUAAGGUGGCCUUAUUGGGAAGGGAGCACGGGGUAGGGGGGAGCAUUAGAGUGUGGAAUGUACGUCCAUGUUAGUGUUGCAGCCAGCAACAGGAGAGGGGAUCUGUACCCCGAAAGGCGUCGCCAUCUAUGUGGCGAUACUGUCUCUAGCAGCUAUGUAUACGUGUGUACGUAUGUAUUUGUGUUUUGGUGAAAAAAUGGGAGUGAGAAUGAACGUGAUGCAAGUCUCAACGCAAAUGUGAAGAACAAAUACAAUCUGUGUGUUUAAGCUUUCUGUUGUCAAUUUUGGUUACUUAUUUGUUUUGUUGGUUUUUACUAAGAGGAUGAUACUAAAUGCAUGCUCCUCCCUCCUGUAGUAAUAUCUAAGGUUAUGAUAAGCCCUACAGUAUGUUGUUAGAUAUUAUGAUAUUUUUUAAAAGAACCAUUAAUAAAUAAAAGGAUUUAUCCUUUGUCAUCAUGAAUCUGCAGUGUGUUUCAGAUUUGAACAGACUGCCGGGACAAUAAAAUAUGGAA
Messenger RNA from Anguilla anguilla (European eel), 6428 nucleotides. It is a transcript of the gene atrnl1b, whose product is annotated as attractin-like 1b. Gene Ontology annotation, cellular component: Golgi apparatus. Gene Ontology annotation, molecular function: protein binding. The record is from RefSeq and is a predicted model, not a curated record. The transcript is spliced from 29 exons. Lineage: Eukaryota; Metazoa; Chordata; Actinopteri; Anguilliformes; Anguillidae. Bases 1021 to 5154 code for a protein of 1377 amino acids.